Calypte anna (Anna's hummingbird) is the source of this 2854-nucleotide messenger RNA. RefSeq names its product discoidin domain receptor tyrosine kinase 2 (gene DDR2). The transcript has 17 exons. The record is from RefSeq and is a predicted model, not a curated record. The coding region runs from base 95 to 2707 and encodes 870 amino acids. Gene Ontology annotation, cellular component: membrane; signaling receptor complex. Gene Ontology annotation, biological process: protein phosphorylation; multicellular organism development; cell surface receptor protein tyrosine kinase signaling pathway. NCBI's taxonomy places the organism in Eukaryota, Metazoa, Chordata, Aves, Apodiformes, Trochilidae. Gene Ontology annotation, molecular function: ATP binding; collagen binding; protein tyrosine kinase collagen receptor activity.
GGGGAAGUUUGCUCCUUGCCUGGCUCCCCCCGGGCAGGGCGAGGGGCGAGGAGCCCGCCCGCUCCCACCUCUCCCUCCUCUCUGGACUGCAGACAUGCUGGCCACCCCCAGCCCAGCCCUGCUGCUGCUGCCACCACUGCUGCUCCUCAUCCUGCAGGCUGCAAGAGCCCAGGUCAACCCAGCCGUGUGCCGGUAUCCCUUGGGAAUGUCCGGCGGGCACAUCCCUGAUGAGGACAUCUCAGCCUCCAGCCAGUGGUCUGACUCUACAGCUGCCAAGUAUGGACGGCUGGACUCAGAGGGUGGUGACGGUGCCUGGUGCCCCAAGAUCCCGGUGGAACCCGAUGACCUGAAGGAAUUCCUGCAGAUCGACCUCCAAGGACUCCACUUCAUCACCCUGGUGGGCACCCAGGGCCGCCACGCCGGGGGCCACGGCAACGAGUUUGCCCCCAUGUAUAAGAUCAACUACAGCCGGGAUGGCACCCGCUGGAUCUCCUGGAGGAACCGGCACGGGAAGCAGCUGCUGGAUGGAAACACCAACCCCUACGACAUCGUCCUGAAGGACCUGGAGCCCCCCCUCAUCGCCCGCUUCAUCCGCUUCAUCCCUGUCACCGACCACUCCAUGAACGUCUGUCUGCGUGUGGAGUUGUAUGGCUGUGUCUGGCUGGAUGGGUUGGUGUCCUACAACGCUCCAGCCGGGCAGCAGCUCGUCCUUCCCGGGGGCACUGUCAUCUACCUGAAUGACUCUGUGUAUGAUGGGGCUUUUGGGUACAGCAUGACCGAGGGCCUGGGCCAGCUGACAGAUGGUGUGUCAGGGCUGGAUGACUUCACCCAGACCCACGAGUACCACGUCUGGCCGGGCUAUGACUACGUGGGCUGGCGCAACGAGAGCACAGCCGGGGGCUACGUGGAGAUCACCUUUGAGUUCGACCGCAUCAGGAACUUCACUGCCAUGAAGGUCCACUGCAACAACAUGUUUGCCAAAGGGGUGAAGAUCUUCAAGGAGGUGCAGUGCUACUUCCGCUCCGACACCAGCGAAUGGGAGCCCAGUGCCAUCUCCUCCGUGCUGGUGCUGGAUGAUGUCAACCCCAGUGCCCGUUUUGUCACCGUGCCCCUGCUCCACCGCAUGGCCAAUGCCAUCAAGUGCCAGUACUAUUUUGCUGAUGCCUGGAUGAUGUUCAGUGAGAUCACCUUCCAGUCCGAUGCAGCCAUGUACAACAACUCAGUGGCCCCCCCUGAGGCACCCGUGGUCCCCACCACUUAUGACCCCACACUCAAAGUUGACGACAGCAACACGCGCAUCCUGAUUGGGUGCCUGGUGGCAAUCAUCUUCAUCCUGGUGGCCAUCAUUGUCAUCAUUCUCUGGAGGCAGUUCUGGCAGAAGAUGCUGGAGAAGGCAUCACGGAGGAUGCUCGAUGAUGAAAUGACUGUCAGCCUCUCCCUGCCCAGCGAAUCCAGCAUGUUCAACCACAACCAUUCCUCCUCCUCCAGCGAGCAGGAAUCCAGCUCCACCUACGACCGGAUUUUUCCCUUGGGACGUGACUACCAGGAGCCUUCCCGCCUGAUCCGCAAGCUGCCGGAAUUCGCCCCGGUGGAGGAGGACACAGGCUGCAGUGUCCCUGUGAAGCCAUUCCAGGCCAGUGUCCCCGAGGGUGUCCCCCACUACGCCGAGGCCGACAUCGUCAACCUGCAGGGUGUGACGGGUGGCAACACCUACUCAGUGCCAGCCCUCACCAUGGACCUGCUCUCUGGCAAAGAUGUAGCUGUGGAGGAAUUCCCCAGGAAGCUGCUGACCUUCAAGGAGAAGCUGGGGGAAGGCCAGUUUGGAGAGGUUCACCUCUGUGAAGUCGAGGGGAUAGAGAAGUUCACGGGCAAGGACUUUGCCCUGGAGGGCUUGGAUGCCAGCUCCAACCACCCUGUGCUGGUGGCUGUGAAGAUGCUGCGAGCAGAUGCCAACAAGAAUGCCAGGAAUGAUUUUCUGAAGGAAAUCAAGAUCAUGUCGAGGCUGAAGGACCCCAACAUCAUCCGGCUGCUGGCAGUGUGCAUCACGGAUGAUCCCCUGUGCAUGAUCACCGAGUACAUGGAGAACGGAGACCUCAACCAGUUCCUGUCCCGCCAGCAGGCAGGCAGCACCCCUGGUAGCCCCACACCCACCGUCAGUCUUCCCUUGUCCCUCCCCCCCGGCAGCUACAGUGACCUGAGGUUCAUGGCCACCCAGAUUGCCUCUGGCAUGAAGUACCUCUCCUCCCUCAACUUUGUGCACCGAGACCUGGCCACACGCAACUGCCUGGUGGGGAAGCAGUUCACCAUCAAGAUAGCUGAUUUUGGGAUGAGCAGGAACCUCUACAGCGGGGAUUACUACCGCAUCCAGGGGAGGGCGGUGCUUCCCAUCCGCUGGAUGUCCUGGGAGAGCAUCCUGCUGGGCAAGUUCACGACUGCCAGCGACGUGUGGGCAUUUGGUGUGACACUGUGGGAGACCUUCACCCUCUGCAGGGAGCAGCCCUACUCCCAGCUCUCUGAUGAGCAGGUCAUCGAAAACACCGGGGAGUUUUUCCGGGACCAGGGCCGGCAGACCUACCUUCCCCAGCCUGCACUUUGCCCUGACUCAGUCUAUAAGCUAAUGCUCAGCUGCUGGAGACGGGACACUAAAGACCGUCCCUCCUUCCAGGACAUCCAUCGCCUUCUCCAGGAAUCAGCCAGUGAAGAAUGACCCUUUGCUACCCCCCCAGCCUGCUCCCCAUCCCUCCCUAUCCCCAGAGGAGCCUGGAUGCAAACCAAAGCCACUUCACUCGGACUUCAGAAACACAACCCAGGCAGCUGGGUUCUUGUCCUCAUCGUUACAGUGAAGCCUCAGAGG